AUGUUCACACUUGAAGUACACCACGGGGACUACUUUGUUGAUGGUUUAUAUAUGGGAGAUAACGAUUAUUUUGGAGUAGUGAAAUUGGUGAAAGGGAACCAACUGUUUGUGUUAUACAUAACUAAAAAUUCAACACCUAGGCCUCUAAAUGUUCAAUCCCUAGUAUUCUCUGCAUACGGUGAAAAUGCUGAAGAUUAUGAAGAGACUGCUCAUGGAUAUGAUGUUGAUGAAGAGAAUGGGCAAUAUGACUUCUUGUUUGUUGACAAAGAGGAAGACUUUGGUGAGGCAGAGGAAGAAUAUGUGAAGUUGAGAGAGGCCAUAAAGUACUAUGCAUGCAAGUGUGCUAGAAUACUAAGGUUUGUGAAGAAUGAGCCUAAUAGGGUGAGGCUGGUAUGUGAUGGUAAUAAUGAUGGUGAUAAGGCAAAUAGCAUAGUAAAAGUGAUAAGAGUAAGAGGCAUGCUAAAGGUGAAGAGGGUGAAGAUGAACUUGAAGAUUGUCCUUGGUUAUUUUAUGCUGCACAUAUUGGGAAAUGAUCCAUUGUUUGAUGAGGAUUUCAUAACCAAUCCUAACAUGUCAGUUCCUGACUUUAUGUCAUUAGUAAGGAAACAUUACAAUAUAGAUGUUACUAGGGACCAAUGCUACAAGGCAAAGAAUUUGGCAAAUGAGAGCAUUCAAGGAAGCAUUGAAGAACAAUAUGCAAAGUUAACCGUGGUUGGUUUUGGUAGGACUUUCAUCAAAGGACAACUUUUAAUAGCUGUUGGGAUUGAUGCCAACAAUGGCAUGUUCUCAACAGCUUUUGCUAUUGUGGAGACAGAAAGAUUAGGGCAAGCAAUUGAGGCUUUAAAGCCAGAUGCUGAACAUAGGCAUUGUGUAAGGCAUCUGCACAAUAAUUUCAAAGUUGCUGGGCAUGGUAGUUUGGCACUUAAACAGAGGCUAUGGGCUACUGCUAGAAGAUCUAUGUGGCAUCCCAUGUUGCCAUACCAUGGCUGCAAUAUCAAGGCAACAGAGGAGCCCAAUAAGAGUGGUAGGCCAAAGAAGGCAAGAACUAGACUAGUUGAUGAGAUCCCAAAGGGUGUCACUAGGCUUAGGAGUUAUGGAAUUGUAAUCCAUUGCUCAGACAGACAACAAUAUGGGAAGAGGCAGAGGCAGAGGCAGAGGAAAAAGGAGAGGAAGAGGAAAAAGAAUGAGAAGAGGAACCAACUCAGUCCAUCAAUCUCAAGAGGAACUUCAAUAUACAAAAACAACAAGACCUAUGUUAUAGGAGGUUUGACAAGGACUGUAGCCACUGCAAGCCAAACAGCUCCAAUCAAAGUUGCUAGCCAAUCAACUCCAACCAAUGUUGCUUCUCAACCAGCUCCUUGCAAUUUUGCUUCACAAGCAGGCCACAAGGGAAAAGGUUUAAAUCCCCUGCAAAAAAGGAUGGCUAUUUUGGAUGGAUUUCGGAACAUGGCUAUUUUGGAUGGAUUUUGGAUGGAUUUUGGAUGGAUUUCAAAUAUGGCUAUUUUGGAUGGAUUUCAAAUGUUGGAGAUGUUAAUAUCUUGCAUUUGGAUGGAUUAG
This is a messenger RNA of Prunus armeniaca (apricot), 1557 nucleotides long. NCBI's taxonomy places the organism in Eukaryota, Viridiplantae, Streptophyta, Magnoliopsida, Rosales, Rosaceae. The record is from the annotation of a GenBank genome assembly.